Durusdinium trenchii is the source of this 2019-nucleotide messenger RNA. NCBI's taxonomy places the organism in Eukaryota, Dinophyceae, Suessiales, Symbiodiniaceae. The record is from the annotation of a GenBank genome assembly.
AGUCGUGCUGUGGGCUCAAGCGCCGGCGCGGGGUGUUUACUUACUUUGCACGAGCCCGGCUGGCGACGUAGGUCCAAUGGAUCGAUCCAAUGAGCACUCCAGACCUGCACGAUUUACUUGGAGCAGGUCGGCCUUCGCCAACUCUGCGAGCCGAGUGAGCGACGUGAGCCAACAGGGCGCUUGGGCGGGUGCUGGCGGAGCAAACGCCGCGCGUGAGGACCCGCACCAUGACUCCGCUUGGUCCCGGAGGCCGGCCACAACUUCUCAGGUUGUGACCACUCUGGCCAUGGAUCCGGAGAAGGGUGCGCAACUGGAGGUCGAGUUUGUUCAAGGUUGCGGCUAUCGUGUGGAGUCCAUUGGGAAAGAACCAGGGCAGCCCCUCAUGCGGGUUGGAGAUCUGUUGGUGGAGGUCAAUGGCAAGAGCUUGGCAUCGACCUCUGAGGACGAGGCUGAUGAAGUGUUAGCUGCCGAGCUUCGCGAUGGUGUGACACUUCUGCUGGAGAGAGCAUCUGAGGAGAAGGAUCCGGCGCCGGACGAGGCUGAAGUCCCACUCAGUAGAAUGGUCCCGGAGACCCCGCUGGGCGCUGCCAAGCUGCAAGAGGAUGCAGCUCCUCGGCCCCUGGCAGGCUUGUUAAGCAGCCUCUUCAGCUUUGCACCGCCCGAAGAGCCCCAGGCUCCAGCUGGUGAGCAGCCGACAGCCGGUCCAGAGUUGCCACAGGAGGAACAACCUCUCCAUGAUGAGACACUUCCAAGCUGGCCAGAGGAAACACCGGAAGUUGUGACUGCUGUCACCAGCAUGACGGAAGAGCGCCCGGACGAGGCCAUUGAGAAGGAAGAUGGAGAAGAUGAGGAUGCACCGAGCCCUGCUUUUUGGCGAUGUGCCGUUGCAGAAGCACUGAAACAGUCGUUGCCGUACAACAUGAAGGAGGUGAUUGUCUUCGAGUCGAUGCUUCCCGCGGAGAAGAUCAAGGACGACCUCGAUCGGCCGCAAGAAACUGAGCCAAGCGGCUUGGCCGAGCUCGAAGCAGCUAAGCUAGACGAUGCCGGCGCUGUAGAGUCCGAGGACGGAGGUGAAGUCGAAGAGGUGAAGUCGCUCAGGGACUUGGCUGUGCCAUCUAACGCCGAUGAAGCUCCUACUGGAACAGCUGAAUCUUCAGAAGCAGCCUUGGCCAUUCCCACUGUGCGAUGCAAAGUUGCAGAUCUGGGAGAGUGGCUGCAGGAAUUGCGCUUGGAAGAGUACUUGGAUCCUGCGGCGAAGUGGUGCUCGGAGAUGGGCGCCGUGUGUUUGGAGGAAAUCGCCGAGAAUAUCGAGGACUUUGCAGCGGAUGUCGCCCUGAAGCCGAUUGAGCGGCAACGUGUACAGAAAUGGGCUGCACAGAAGCUUCAAGGCAUCGCCCCGAUGCAAAGACUCAGAGAGGCAGAGCUCCAGCCGCUCAGUCGGAAGACCUCUCAACCGGACCGCCGGAGCUCGCAGCGAGGCCUUGGUCUGUGGACCCCGCCGGAGCCCGACGCUCCGCGCGACGCUCGUGCGCUGUGGGCAGAGGAGCCGCGCGAGGCCGCAGCUCCUGUGUACACGGCACGCAGUGUGCGCUUGGCAGUGGAUGCCCAAGGCAACACUGGCUUAGACCUGCGUUUCGAUGAUGACUGGGGCAUCCGGGUGCAAUCCGUGGACCCGCUGCCCGGGCAGCUGGGCCUGGCCGAAGGAGAUUUCAUCGUCGCCAUCGAUGGCUGCUCCUUGCGGCAUAAAAGCCACGAAGACUGCGAUCAGGCCUUCUCGGAGCGGCUGCAGAAUGGUGCCAUUCUCUCUGUUGUGCGGCCCACCGUGUCAACAGUCUCAGCCGGACCAUCAGGAUACAGCUGCAAGAACGAAUCGGUGGUGCCUAACUGGCGAUUGCCUCGGCCCGAUUUUCGGAAUGGUCCCAGCUGGAGUCGGCAGCGACGAGGUGGCCAUGAUGCGAACCGCAUGUGGAACCGCUUCAACCGCGGACCCCCCUGGUGAGGGCCGGGGAAAAAGGCGCC